GCAAGUGCAGGGAACAAUGGUAGGCCGCCGUUCUACGCGCACACACCCUCUUUUCUCCCCUUUCUAAACCCUGGUCAUUUUAUUGGUUACCUGCUUCUCUCCCUGCACUCUCGCUGAGUUCACUCGUGAAGCCGAAUCAACCUUGUGACUCUUAACUGGAGCGAUUCAAAGCUAUGCAAGUCCUCUCAAGCGCGCGUCGACUGGCUAGGGUUUUGAAGCCGCUGGUUCUCCUUAGGUCGGCUGCGAAUCAUAAGUUGCUCCCAUACGAUAUUCAAAUCGCGUUUUCUCCUCCCACUCCUCAUCAAUGGCAAAAUUACAACUCUUUUUCUUCCCAGUCCCUCUACUUCUCUGGCACUUCUUUGCUAAUGGCGCAACAACAAAUUAACUCAUGGGCUGCAAAAGCAUCAUUUUCUACUGAAGCUACUAGUGCUGAGAGAACCCCAACAGAGGCUGUGAAGGAGCUUUACGAUAAAAUUCUUGAAUCUGUGAAUGUUAGACGGACGAUGGCUCCAAAUGCUUGGUUGUGGUCUUUGAUAGAAAACUGUAAAAACCAUGAGGAUAUUAAGCUUCUCUUUGACAGUUUGCAGAAUCUCCGGAGAUUUCGGCUUUCGAAUCUUCGUAUACAUGAUAAUUUUAAUUGCCAUCUUUGCCGUGAAGUUACUAAAGCAUGUGCUCGAGUUGGGGCCAUUGACUUUGGGAAAAUGGCCUUGUGGAAGCAUAAUGUAUAUGGAUUGACUCCUAACAUAGGCUCUGCCAACCAUUUGCUGUCAUAUGCUAAGGAACACAAUAAUGUAAGUUUCAUGGUUGAAGUGAUGAAACUGUUGAAAAAGAAUAACAUCCCAUUACAACCUAGUACAGCAGACAUUGUUUUCAGUAUUUGUUACAAUGCCGGCAAUUGGGAGUUGAUCUCGAAGUAUUCAAAAAAGUUUCUCAAGGCUGGAGUAAAACUACGAAAAACUGCAUUUGACAUAUGGAUGGAUUUUGCUAUCAAAAGAGGAGAUACUGAAUCGUUAUGGCAAAUUGAGAAGUUGAGAUCUGAGUUAAUGCAACAGCACACUCUUGUGAGUGCUUUUUCAUGUGCCAAGGGUCUAAUACUAGAACAUAAGCUUGAGGAUGCUGCUGCUGUCAUUCAAGUCCUUAAUCAGACUUUACCUGACGCCAAGAAGUCUGGAGUUAACGUUCAACUUCAGAAACUAGUCAGUGAGUGGCCUUUGGAUGUAGUUAAGCACCAGCCAGAGGAGAAUAAGAAGGCAGUAGCUGCUGCCUUGAAAUCAGACAUACCUGCCAUCGUCGGUCUAUUAAACAUGGGCUUAGAGUUGAAUGUCAAUUUGGAAGAUCUAACGAGUAAAGAAGAAAUUCCAUCCUGAAUUGUCAAAACAUGUGAGCAUGGCAUUCUGAAACUUCUGUAGUCGCUGUUGAAUGAAGGAGAAUCAGCCAUUUCAACAUUAUGACAAGCAAUUCAAUAAUUACCUGUCUACACAAGAUAUUGUUAGCAUCCUUUGAUCUGGCAAGAGAAGUAUAGAAUAGUGGAUUACUGUUCAUGAUUGCAAGUCAUUAGGGCCAAUCAGUUGUGCCCUGUUCAAUUUUCUGUCAAAAGUUGACAUUUUCAUUUUUUGAACUCAGGAAUAGACAUUGGAGGAACCAAAGAUGAUGUUUAGUUGUAUUCGGCAUCUAUGUUUCAACUCUCAAAAUAUUAAUUGUUCCUUCACUUUCA
This is a messenger RNA of Hevea brasiliensis (rubber tree), 1714 nucleotides long. RefSeq lists its product as uncharacterized. Bases 174 to 1367 code for a protein of 397 amino acids. Gene Ontology annotation, molecular function: protein binding. The transcript is spliced from 11 exons. NCBI's taxonomy places the organism in Eukaryota, Viridiplantae, Streptophyta, Magnoliopsida, Malpighiales, Euphorbiaceae. The record is from RefSeq and is a predicted model, not a curated record.